This is a messenger RNA of Epinephelus fuscoguttatus (brown-marbled grouper), 3047 nucleotides long. It is a transcript of the gene dnaja1, whose product is annotated as DnaJ heat shock protein family (Hsp40) member A1. NCBI's taxonomy places the organism in Eukaryota, Metazoa, Chordata, Actinopteri, Perciformes, Serranidae. Gene Ontology annotation, molecular function: Hsp70 protein binding; ATP binding. Gene Ontology annotation, cellular component: cytosol; cytoplasm. The record is from RefSeq and is a predicted model, not a curated record. The coding region runs from base 146 to 1366 and encodes 406 amino acids. Gene Ontology annotation, biological process: protein refolding; response to heat. The transcript is spliced from 9 exons.
GACGCAUUUCGUCGCAGGACAUUGACGUCACAGAGUCGGAUUUUGUGUCGAGGCGGGUCAGAAGCUUCUCGAAGAGUCUGUGAACUGAGGUGUGAUCUGGAUUCAAACUACAGGCUUCAUACAAGGUUAUCCAUCAAAGUCAAACAUGGUUAAGGAAACAGGCUACUAUGAUACACUGGGUGUGAAACCUACUGCUACUCCCGACGAACUGAAAAGGGCCUACCGCAAACUGGCUUUGAAAUAUCACCCUGACAAAAAUCCCACAGAAGGAGAGAAGUUCAAGCAGAUCUCACAGGCUUAUGAGGUUUUGUCAGAUGCCAAGAAGAGAGAGGUCUAUGACCGUGGAGGUGAAAAGGCUAUAAAGGAAGGAGGGACUGGCGGCGGUGGUGGGGGCUUUGCAUCACCCAUGGACAUCUUUGACUUAUUUUUUGGAGGAGGUAGUCGGAUGCACAGAGAGCGAAAAGGGAAGAACAUAGUUCAUCAGAUCACAGUGACGCUUGAAGAUCUUUAUAACGGAGCAACAAGAAAACUCGCCCUCCAGAAGAAUAUUAUUUGUGAGAGAUGUGAAGGUCGUGGGAGUCGGAAAGGAGCUGCACAGAUGUGCAUGUCUUGCCAUGGCACAGGCAUGCAGGUCCGCAUGCACCAGCUAGUGCCAGGUAUGGUGCAGCAAGUGUCCACAGUGUGCCACAGCUGUCAGGGCCAAGGGCAGAGAAUCAGCCACAAGGACCGCUGCAAAGCGUGCGGGGGUCGAAAGAUCCUGCGCCAGAAGAAGAUUUUGGAGGUGCACAUCGACAAAGGAAUGAGAGAUGGCCAGAAGAUUGUUUUCCAUGGAGAGGGAGACCAGGAGCCAGGAAUUGAGCCAGGUGAUAUCAUCAUUGUCUUGGACCAGAGAGAACAUCCACGUUUCACCAGGAAAGGAGAGGACCUGAUCAUGUCGAUGGACUUACAGCUGGUUGAAGCUUUGUGUGGUUUCAAGAAGCCUGUUCAGACACUGGACAACAGAACUCUGCUCAUCACCUCACAUCCAGGAGAACUGAUCAAGCCUGGGGACACCAAGUGCGUCUUGAAUGAAGGGAUGCCCAUGUACCGCAGACCGUUUGAGAAGGGACGCCUUAUUAUUCACUUCUCGGUGGUGUUCCCUCAAGCUAACUUCCUUUCCAAGGACAAGCUGAAGUUGCUGGAAGGCUACCUCCCAGAAAAGCUGGCUGCAGAGCAGCCCGACAGUAUGGACGAUGACCUCUACAUCUACGCCGACCUGGAGGACUGUGACCUCGAGAACAGAAGAAGACACCACCAUCAUCAGUACUACUACAUGGAUGAAGACGACUACGCCAGCACGGGUGGCGUUCAGUGUCAGACGUCUUAAGUAACAACCAGCCCGUUGUUACUCCAGAAGACCAUCUCUACAGCGAAGCACCUUUUUUGGAAGUUUGUGCACAUUUAUUUAAUUUACUUCUCAUAACUGCGUUUUCUGUCAAACUGAAUCAGUGUCCCAAUGCCUUCUUGAUUUAUUACUAAAAUUCUCUUUGGAUGGAGUAGAGUAUCAUGUAGUUCCAGGAUUAAACUUGGAUCCGGGUGAAUGGGAUUCCUCUUCAUCUCUGGGACCUUAUUUUAUUUUUAUUUUAUUUUUUUCAGUCACACUGUGAGUAGAGACGAGGGGUAUCACAGACGCUUCAGACAAACUGUUCUCUGAAACAAAGACUGCCUGCUUUUUAUGCAUUUACAAUGAAACGGAUGCCAAUAUUAAUAUGAAAAUAACCUUUUUUAUAGUGAUACUAAAUCAGCUGUUGUUGUGAACCACUUGUUGAUGACUUGUUCAGUCCGUUGUGUGUGCGUGUGUGCGUGUGUAAAGACCCAAUCUUAAGAUGGUGGUGGAGAGCAGAGGUGCAUUGAGCCUUGAGUUGAAACAUUUAUGCUGUUUAACCCUUUAAAGGGCUAUUUCUCAGACAUUUCUUAACAAUGUUAUAAAUGUGGCGUGAGCUGGGAGUACAGGUGACAACGAUUCAGGCAUGGCAGUAUUCAGCUUCAAGCCACUAAUGUAGAAUAUUCAAACUAAUAUUUAAGCCUACUUCAAUAUUUCUGAGCUGCAAUCAGUCGUCUGUGGCAACGCCGUGCAUUUGUGUUUUUGGAACCUUGUGUGGAAAGUGGAACAUCUUGUGCAUAACUACAGUUUGAUGUGAAAAUGACUGCAUAUUAAUGGCAGGGUCGGUGUUCAGAAACAAGAUGUCAAAGAUGAACAAGAAGAAGAAAAAAAACAGCAGAUCGGGGGGGGGGUUCCAAGAAGCAGGUUAUCUUGAUAACUGAAAUUCAGAGUGGGUGUUUUUAUGUGGUUUGGGGUUCUACAUAGCAGAUAGUUAUCAAGAUAACUGGAUGAGUCUGCUUCUUAUCACAGGCCUUCAUAACAAAUGUUUUCCCUCCCUUAAAGAACUGUUAAGUGCCAAGUUGCACCCAAGUUUUACAAAAAAGUGAUUAAUGUCUUGGUUAUUUUUUCAUGGUUUUAAAUGUUCUUGAUUUCAAGCAUGUUGUUUUAUAAUACUUUGAAGAAUAAUUCAAUGUGGAUUUUACAAUUCUAAAUUUAAUUAAAGUAGCACGAUAAACUUGUCAAUUAAUUUUUGCUGACAAGAAAUUAAGUGUUUUUUUUUUGUUUUUCUUUUAAUCCUAUUUUUAGUCUUAAUUGUAAAUGCCAAAUGCGUCGGUGGGAGGUUAUGGAGGGACUUAAAAUCGGCACACCUGAUACCUCAUAGAAGUGUCUGCCUGUUUGAAAGCCUUAUCGUAACUAAAGCAACUUGAUAAUGUAGAGUUGUUGUUUUGUUUUUUUGUUUUGGUUAUUGUAAAACACAACUAUGCUCGCCAGAAGGGAGAUUCCUUAAAUUGUUUCACAGUUGUUCUUAAAGUGGAUGCAAAUUUAUGAGUACUCAUAAUAUCAAAGGAGCUCAACUCCAGUAAAUGUUGUCAGGUUUUUGACUGACUGUAUGUGUGUACGGACCAAUCAUCUAAUUGUUGAUGCUCAUGUUUUCUAAUUAAAUGCAGUUUGAUGGUCUCUCUAA